Spirometra erinaceieuropaei is the source of this 486-nucleotide messenger RNA. The record is from the annotation of a GenBank genome assembly. NCBI's taxonomy places the organism in Eukaryota, Metazoa, Platyhelminthes, Cestoda, Diphyllobothriidea, Diphyllobothriidae.
AUGUUCUGCACAGGUCGGCAGAAGAAGGAGGCCGUUUUCAUUACAGUCGCCGAUUCCGUGGGAACCCAGCACUCACUCCCUGGCAGCAUGAUCUGUCGCAAGGGGACAUUGAAGUCGCCAAGGGCAAGCAGAAUGUCCGUCUUCAGCACAGUCGCCUGCAGGGCCCGCAAGUCAUUGCAGAAUUUGUUUUUACCCCUUCAAAGCUGGUCAUUGGGGAAUGUAGGCGCUGGUGAUGGGGACGAAUUUGGAUUCCUGAAGAGGCAGGCGCAGGCUCAUCAGUUGGCCAUUGAUGCCGUGCGGCCGACAGUGCAGUCAUGCCACGAUGCCGUUCUGGAUGGCAAGGGCGACGCCAGUGUCAUAUCGCUCUGUCUUUGGGCGGCCGUUCCAGAAGAAGGCGUAGCGGGCACCAACCUUCUCCAGUUGGCCCUGUUCAGAGAAGCGGGAAGCCUACGGGAUUCCGCGUUGCCCUAUCCGGAGGACGUUUAG